Messenger RNA from Enterospora canceri, 471 nucleotides. Lineage: Eukaryota; Fungi; Microsporidia; Enterocytozoonidae. The record is from the annotation of a GenBank genome assembly.
AUGCUUAGGAAUUUCAACAUGGUGAUGUUGGAAGAAAGUGUUCUAAAUACAGUAAGAGGGAUGAAAUUUAAGGCAAGAUUAUCGGCAAAUGACAGAAUAUUACUGAUCCUGUAUGAUAAAUGCAAAAUGGAGAAUAUACCGCUGCUUAUUGAUGAUAUUCUCAAGUACAGCAACCUGAAGAAAGAAAAAUUACUAAGAAUUCACAGAGAUGAAUUUGAGUAUAAGAAGAAGGAAACGAGUCUCCUAAUGAGUUCAUUCAAUAGAGCGGCUGACUAUGCAACCAACAACUACAACAUGAAGGUUGGAAUACAGUUUGAAGAGGCAUUUGGAAAAAAAGACCAGUUUGUAAACACAAAUUUCUAUAAGCUCUGCCUUGUUAUGAUAUUAGCUGAAGAAAGAAACAAGAGUAAGGCAAUGAAAGAAUAUUUAAGACAAAACAGACACAUAGUUAGUAAACUAAAUAAAUUGUAG